AAACUCAUCCUGAUCUCGGAUGACCAUUUCCUGAAUGUUUGUGUCUCUCAGUGUGCUCCGUGGAGAGAUAACGCCUGCUGCACAGCGAACACCACAGAAGAAGCUCAUCAGGAUAAUUCAUACCUGUACAACUUCAACUGGAAUCACUGCGGCAUUAUGAGCGACAAAUGUAAGGAACACUUCAUUCAGGACACGUGUUUCUACGAGUGCUCGCCGCACCUGGGGCCCUGGAUUCAGCCGGCCAGCGAGUCGUGGCGUAAGGAGCGUAUCGUGGACGUGCCGCUGUGUCUGGAGGACUGUGAGAGCUGGUUUGAGGACUGUAAGGAUGACUUCACCUGUAAAGAGAACUGGCACAAGGGCUGGGACUGGAACUCGGGCAUUAACCGCUGUCCGCGCGACUCUCACUGCAGCCGCUGGACGGAGAUCUUCCCCAGCGCUCAGGACAUGUGUGAGAAGAUCUGGUCAAACUCCUACAAGUACACCACGCUCACCAAAGACAGCGGCCGCUGCAUGCAGAUGUGGUUCACGGGUCCGAACCCCAACAGAGAGGUGGCUGAGUAUUACCUGAGUGGCGGUCCGGAGACGGUUGCCAUGGCAACAGGCCUGCAGGUGUUUGUGCUGCUGGUGAUGCUGCUGCGCUGACCGGAUCACAGUCACACCUGAGAAUAAAUGUCUAAAGACCAACGCAAUGCAGGACUGUUGAUUUUCUGUGCAUGUAUCUAAGCCAAAGCAGAAUUCAAAAUGCUUGUUUAUGAUUAAGCCACUUUCAUGUGCUAAACCAUGUGACUUUGAGUAACAUGAUGUAAUCUAUAUUGAUAAUCUGUUUAUUGAUGUAGAUUUGUUGAACUACUCCAGGAUGUCUAUUGAUUAGAAAAUAAUUACUAAUAAUAAUAAUUAUUCAUUUUAUUGGGUGACAUU
Sinocyclocheilus rhinocerous is the source of this 918-nucleotide messenger RNA. RefSeq names its product folate receptor (gene folr). The transcript is spliced from 3 exons. The record is from RefSeq and is a predicted model, not a curated record. Gene Ontology annotation, molecular function: signaling receptor activity. Gene Ontology annotation, cellular component: external side of plasma membrane. Lineage: Eukaryota; Metazoa; Chordata; Actinopteri; Cypriniformes; Cyprinidae. The annotation marks the transcript as partial.